Molecule: messenger RNA, 1011 nt
Organism: Lactuca sativa (garden lettuce)
Lineage: Eukaryota; Viridiplantae; Streptophyta; Magnoliopsida; Asterales; Asteraceae
Product: histone H3-like centromeric protein CENH3
Cellular component (GO): nucleosome
Molecular function (GO): structural constituent of chromatin; DNA binding; protein heterodimerization activity
Source: RefSeq, a predicted model, not a curated record
CAAACAUCGUCAUUUAAUGGAGUCUAAGGAUGGAGGGAGUGGACAGGAACCGCACUCUUUUCUUUGACACAUAGGAGCCACAUUAUUUUUAGCCGUACUGCGACCAAAGCCGCAGGAAACCGCACCAAGAGGGCGGUGUUUGCGGUCCAGGUUGCAAGGAUGCCGCAUGAAACCGCAGUACACACCCUGGGGCUAAGGACAAAGAAAUACACAAACGACAAACUGAAAAUAAACCGCGCGGGGUCUCCAAAAUGAUUUCCGUUCAAAAUACUAGAGACUGACAAUUGUCAGUUUUUCUUUCAGCAGCAAGAACACCAAAUCAACAAUGGCGAGAACGAAGCAAAUUGCUAAACGGAGUUCCUCCAAGGCCAAGCUCAAAACUGGUAUCGCGUCUAGUUCUACCAGCACUGUGAUAAUCUUUCUCUAUUAUCUCGAUUUCAAUGUUAAUUUUAAGUGUUUUUGAGCCACAACCAAGAAAGAGUCCGAGGAAGACUCCGUCAAGUUCAGAAGCCGGAGCUGGAGAAAGGAAGAGACAUCAUCGUCAUAAGCCUGGGACUCAAGCCCUCCGUGAGAUCCGGCGUUUGCAGAAGACCGUCAAUCUUCUCAUCCGAACUGUAAGAGAAAUUAGCAAUUACUUUGCCCCUGAAGUCACCCGAUGGCAAGCUGAAGCUUUACAAGCACUUCAGGAGGCUGCAGAAGAUUAUUUAGUUCAGCUGUUUGAAGAUUCAAUGCUAUGCUCCAUACAUGCAAAACGUGUGACACUUAUGAAAAAGGAUUGGGAAUUGGCAAGAAGACUUGGAAAGAAAGGGCAGCCCUAUUAAUUAUACCAGUUAACUAAUUGUUUAUAACAUAAUGUUAGGUGGUAGCGACUCCUUAUUGUUACUUCUUGAAUAGAUUUAUGAGGUUAGAGGAUAUAUUUAUGAACUUUACAAAACUAUAUUUGUAAAAGUCACAUGAUUAAAUGAAAAAAAAAAGGUUAUAUUUACAUCAUCCGUAAAUUGUAUGUAAAUU